GGCGGCGGCGGCAUCUCGGCUGUACAGUGAGUGGUUCUCGACUUACGUCUCUGUUACCUGGACGGCCGGCUGGAAGAAGCAGUGCAGCCGUGUAGCUUAGUAGAAAGCACUGCAGCAGGAGCAGGAGCGGCCGGGAGGGCGCAACGUGGGCAGUAGCGGUGGGACUGUGUUAGUGUGGGACUGUGUUAGUGUGGGUGGACAGGCACUGGGAGAGGUGAGCGCUGUCCUUGCCAUUCUGCUUGGGAGGAAAGUGAUGAAAUGGAUUGAGACAAGGCGGCUGCAUCCGAUUGUGAGCUCUGGGGGUCUGUCGUGUUACCGAGCGAUCGCUCUGUGCUGUAUGUAGCGUCCCUGGCGCUCUCCUUCCAUCUGUUGCUCCGGAGCCGACUGCAGUCACUGGGUAACUUGGCUGAACCCGGGACAGCUGGACAGGGAGGGAUCUCGGCUGCUGACUGCUGGGGGUUACUCUCGUCAGUCUGACCCGCUGUCUCCCCGGGAUUCCUGAAGCGGAGGGGAUCCGGCUGCCCGUGCAGGUGAAGCGCAGAGCCAGAGUAUGGAGAGGCGGUGAGAAAGCAAUGGUCUACCCCGGGCCCCCUGGCCUCAUCGCGGGGCUCCUCCUGGCCGCCCUGUCCCUCAGCUGUGUAGAUGGAGCUAAGGCACUGGGAUUUGUGGGUCAUGGAUACAACCUGACUGUGUCUCAGGGACACGAAGCCAAGCUGAACUGCAGUUUGCAAGGCAUAGAGGAGCCUGAGAUCCAGUGGCUCAAGGAUGGCGUUCCUGUGCAGAGUGCUGAUCAGAUGUAUAUUCCAGUAGAUGAAGAUCACUGGAUCAGCUUCCUUAGCUUAAAAAAUGUGGAGCGCCCGGAUGCUGGAAAAUACUGGUGUGAGGCAGAGCACAGUGGGAGAAAGUCUGUAUCAGAUGCCAUCUGGAUUAUGGUGGAAGGUGUACCAUACUUUACUCUGGAGCCAAAAGAUCUGUCUGUGACUCCGAACUCUCCAUUUAACAUGACUUGUGCAGCAGUCGGACCCCCUGAGCCGCUAGUCAUUAUUUGGUGGGUGGGAGAUUCCCCUCUGGGAAAAUCGGAAAGUUCUCCAUCUGUCUUGCAAAUGUCAGGGAUCCAUGAAAGAACUGCAUUCUCAUGUGAAGCUCACAAUGCAAAAGGAGUUUCUUCCUCUAGAACAGCCAUUGUUGAAGUUAAAGGGCUGCCUUACCCACCAUUCAAUGUAACAAUAAGCAAAGUGACCGGCAGUACUGCAACCGUGACAUGGUUUCCAGGAUUUAAUAGCUUCUCCCUGAUCAAGUCAUGCACAAUACAGGUUCAGUCAUUGCACGGUAACCGGGAAAUGUAUUCGCGGCUCAUCUCGGCCCCUCCUUUUGCUGUUUUGUUAGACGAGCUCCAGCCACUGACAAAUCACAGCGUCCGUGUGCAAUGCACGAAUGAAAUGGGGGCUUCUCCCUUCACUGAGUGGCGAACAUUUCAUACAAAGGAGACAGUACCACAGCUUCUUCCACAGAAUGUCCAUAUGACCAAGACAGAAACCAGCCUGCUCUUAGACUGGGAAGAGGUAGAGCCAGAUAGAGAAGGAUACAACAUUCUUGGUUUCAAAGUGCAGUGGGAACAAGAAAACGCCACACAAGGUGAAUUGUUUGUACAGGAGAACCAAGCCAAUCUUACCAAGUGGAACCCGGAGAAAGAUCUGACAAUAAGGAUUUGCAUAGCCAAUGCUGCUGGCUGUGGACCUUGGAGUGAGUUUCUCCUGGCAGGCUCAAAGGAAGAAGCUGGCAAACAAAGGCAUCCUCAUACCAGAAUGUCCUGGGUUCCCAUGGUUUUGGGAAUCCUUACAGCCUUAGUCACAGUAGUCGCAAUGACCCUAAUAUUCCUGAGGAAGGGAAGGAAAGAGACGCGCUUUGGGAAUAUGCUGGGCUCAAUGCUAGGAAGAGGAGGGCCGGUAAUUCAGUUUACGGCUGCCAGAUCUUUUAACAGGAGGGGACCUGAGAUGAUGGAAGCCACGUUGGACAGUAUUGGGAUUAGUGAAGAACUGAAAUCCAAACUUAAAGAUGUACUCAUACAACAGCAGCAGUUCACUCUAGGACGGACACUAGGAAAAGGUGAAUUUGGUUCUGUCAGGGAAGCCCAGCUAAAGAUGGAAGAUGACACCAUGCAGAAGGUGGCAGUAAAGAUGCUAAAGGCGGAGAUUUUCUGCUCCAGCGAUAUUGAAGAAUUCUUGAGAGAAGCUGCUUUUAUGAAAGAGUUUGACCACCCAAACGUCUGCAAAUUAAUAGGUGUAAGUUUAAGAAGUCGCACAAAAGGAAGGCUUCCUGUCCCAAUGGUCAUCCUGCCAUUUAUGAAACAUGGAGACUUGCACACUUUCCUGCUAAUGUCCCGUAUUGGGGAAGAACCUAUUACGCUGCCUGUACAAACCUUAGUCAGGUUCAUGAUUGACAUCUGCAGUGGGAUGGAAUACCUUAGCUCUAAGAACUUCAUCCACAGGGACCUUGCCACCCGCAACUGCAUGUUGAAUGAAGACAUGACAGUGUGUGUGGCAGACUUUGGUCUCUCCAAAAAAAUCUACAGUGGCGACUACUACCGCCAAGGCUGUGCUUCCAAACUUCCUGUAAAGUGGCUGGCAUUGGAGAGCCUUGCGGACAAUGUUUACACUGUGCACAGUGAUGUGUGGGCAUUUGGUGUGACACUGUGGGAGAUAGCGACUCUGGGACAGACUCCCUACGCUGGUGUGGAGAAUUCUGAAAUCUACAGCUACCUCAUUGCUGGGAACAGACUGAAGCAGCCGCUGGACUGCCUAGACGAGCUAUAUGAGAUGAUGUGCCAGUGCUGGAUCACUGAGCCAAAGAGACGGCCCAGCUUUGUGGACCUAAAGCAGCGUUUAGAAGCUAUUUGGGGGAGGCUGUCAAUCCUAUCUGCCAGUCAGGACCAAUUGUAUGUGAACCUUGGGGAGACUUGUGGUGCAGCUGCAGCUGUUUCCGGACUGCACUCUGCAUUUUGCAGCGAGGAGGAUUAUUGUGCAGGCCCUUCACAGACAUGUGGUACAUCUGCAAUCACCAGCGAUUAUCGCUAUAUUGUGAACCCAGGGUGCCUUAGAGAAGGGAAUGAGUGGUCUUCUAGUGCCCAAAAUGGGGAAGCACGUGGGCUUCUGCAUGAAGAAGAGGAGGAAGAAGAAGAAGAAAUGCAGGAAGAACAAGUUGUCAUUACCCUUUAGCAGACACCUCUCAUAUAUAGCAUUGUACUUAGAUUGUGAUACCUUUUAUGGGCUACUAAUCAAACAGAGUAGGCUUGGAUUUGGUUCCAGAAUUCACAUCUGUGCCUCGUGCCUCCUGGCCUCUUAUUCCCUCCAGAUCGGCACACUCUUUACAUAUGGAAUGAAAAGGGAUAAUAUACAAUCUGAUUACUCAGAUUGGCUCAAACAACAUAUUCAAUAGAACUUUCUUUCCCAUCAUAUUGUACCCAUUCUGUACCUCACCAACAAAGUCAUUUGAAAUGAUACCUAGACUUGAAUAUCUCUGUACAGGUAUUGAAUCUGUUAUGAGGAGAGCUAGGGACUUGGGGUUUGCCAUCACAAUUGAUUCAUGCUAGCUUAAUAAACAAGGUACAGGUAUGGAAUCCAUUAUCUACAAACCUGUGAACUUUGAACUACAGGAAGGCUAUGUCCAUUUUUCUAAAAAAAAAUGAUUUUAUUUUUUAUCUGUAAUAAUAAGCAGUACCUUGUACUUCACCCCAACUAAGAUAUAAGUAAUCCUUAUUGAAGGCAAAACAAUAUUGGG
Messenger RNA from Xenopus laevis (African clawed frog), 3777 nucleotides. It is a transcript of the gene tyro3.L, whose product is annotated as TYRO3 protein tyrosine kinase L homeolog. Gene Ontology annotation, molecular function: transferase activity; protein kinase activity; protein tyrosine kinase activity. Gene Ontology annotation, biological process: cell surface receptor protein tyrosine kinase signaling pathway; phagocytosis; nervous system development. Gene Ontology annotation, cellular component: plasma membrane; signaling receptor complex. NCBI's taxonomy places the organism in Eukaryota, Metazoa, Chordata, Amphibia, Anura, Pipidae. The record is from RefSeq and is marked provisional.